Molecule: messenger RNA, 1723 nt
Organism: Manis javanica (Malayan pangolin)
Lineage: Eukaryota; Metazoa; Chordata; Mammalia; Pholidota; Manidae
Source: RefSeq, a predicted model, not a curated record
CAGAAAUGUUUUGGAGCCUGAAUGGAGUUUGGGACAGCAGGUCUUCGAGCUGCUGUGGGAGUGGGAUUUUCACAUAUGAACGACUUGACCAUCAUCCAGACUACACAGGGAUUUUGCCAAUACCUGGAAAAGGAAUUUGGUGACGUGAAGCAAAGAGGUGUCGUGAUAAGCUUUGAUGCUCGAGCUCAUCCACCAAGUGGAGGCAGCAGCAAAGGAUUUGCCCUUCUUGCUGCAACCACAUUUAUCACUCAGGGGAUUCCUGUGUACCUCUUUUCUGGCAUAACCCCCCCCACCCCCUUUGUGCCCUACACAGUCUCACAUUUGAAACUUUGUGCUGGAAUCAUGAUCACUGCCUCUCACAAUCCAAAGCAGGAUAAUGGUUAUAAGGUCUACUGGGCUAAUGGAGCUCAGAUCAUCUCUCCUCAUGAUAAAGGGAUUUCUCAAGCUAUUGAGGAAAAUCUAGAGCCAUGGCCCCAAUCGUGGGAUGAUUCUUUAAUUAAUGGCAGUCCACUUCUUCAUGACCCAAGUGCUUCCAUCAGUAAGAGCUACUUUGAAGACCUUAAAAAGUACUGUUUUCACAGGAGUGUGAACAGGGAGACCAAGGUGAAGUUUGUGCACACCUCUGUCCAUGGUGUGGGUCACAAGUUUGUGCAGUCGGCUUUCCAGGCUUUUGACUUCGUGCCUCCUGAGGCUGUGCCCGAACAGAAAGAUCCUGACUCCGAGUUCCCAAACGUGAAAUACCCAAAUCCCGAAGAGGUAAAGACUUUAUCUUUUGCUUUGGCUGACAAAAUCAACGCCAAAAUCAUUUUGGCAAAUGAUCCAGAUGCUGAUAGACUUGCUGUGGCAGAAAAGCAAGACAGUGGUGAAUGGAGAGUGUUUUCGGGCAAUGAGCUGGGGGACCUCUUGGGCUAUGACUUUACUUCUUGGAAAGGAAAGAACCAAGAUCACAGUGCCCUCAAAGACACAUACAUGUUGUCCAGCACCAUCUCCUCCAAAAUCUUGCAGGCCAUUGCCUUAAAGGAGGGCUUUCACUUUGAGGAAACAUUAACUGGUUUUAAGUGGAUGGGAAACUGAGCCAAACAGCUUAUAGACCGGGGGAAAAAUGUCUUAUUUGCAUUUGAAGAAGCUAUCGGAUACAUGUGCUGCCCUUUUGUUCUGGACAAGGAGGGAGUCAGUGCUGCUGUCAUAAGCGCGGAGUUGGCCAGCUUUCUAGGAACCAAGAAUUUGUCUUUGUCUCAGCAGCUAAAGACCAUUUAUGUUGAGUAUGGCUACCAUAUUACUAAAGCUUCAUAUUUUAUCUGUCAUGAUCAAGGCACCAUUAAGAAAUUAUCUGAACACCUUCGAAACUAUGAUGGGAAGAAUAAUUAUCCAAAAACGUGUGGCAAAUUUGCAGUUUCUGGCAUUAGAGACCUUACGACCGGCUAUGAUGAUAGCCAACCUGAUAAAAAAGCCGUUCUCCCUACUAGUAAAAGCAGCCAAAUGAUCACAUUUACCUUUGCUAAUGGGGGCAUGGCCAUCAUGCGAACCAGUGGAACAGAACCCAAAAUCAAGUACUAUUCGGAACUGUGUGUUCCCCUGAACAGUGAUCCUGAGCAGCUGAAGAAAGAACUAAAUGAACUAGUCAGUGCUAUAGAAGAACAUUUUUUCCAGCCACAAAAGUAUAACCUGCAGCCAAAGGCAGAGUAAAAUAUUCCAGUUCUGGGCAUAAUUACAUUUACCUGCA